AUGGCUGCUGCCGACCAACAGUACGGAAACAGAGGCUACGGCCAGAUUGGCUCCGCUGGAGGCAACCCCUACGAUGCGCGCGACCAGAGUGCCGGCUACGACAACUACGACCGCGAUGUAGAGAUGCAAUCCUACCCUGGUGCUGGUGCCGACCCCAACGCCAUUCUCAAUGAGUGCCGUGAAGUCGACCGCGCGCUCGACGACCUCGAUGCCCAGCUCAACAACCUCGACCGCGUCUUCAGACAAUCGCUGGCCCGCCCAGAUAUGCCCUCUGGCGAGAUCAACAACCUUAGCUCUCAAAUCAUGACGGGCUACCGCGCACUUGUCACUCGCGUCAAAAACAUCAAGUCGAAACCCGAUUCAGGUCACCCCAGGAACGCCCCUCAAGUUGGCAAGGUCGACCGCAGGCUCAAGGCCACCAUCAACAGGUAUCAGACUCUCGAGUCAGACUUCCGAAGGGAAUCACAGGCGGCUGCUGAGCGCCAGUACCGCAUCGUGCGCCCAGAUGCCACCGAGGAAGAGGUUCGCGAGGCCGUUUCAGACCCUGAUGCGCCCAUCUUCCAACAGGCUCUUAUGAACUCCGACCGCCGUGGCCAAGCCUCGUCUACUCUGCGCAACGUCAAGGAGCGACACGAGGCCAUUCAAAACAUAGAACGUCAAAUGGUUGAGCUCGCCCAGCUGUUCCAAGACCUCGACCAAAUUGUCCAGGAGCAAGAACCGCUCGUCGCCAACAUCGAACAAAAGGGCGAAGAGAUCAAUGAUAACGUCAAGGCCGCCAAUGUCGAGAUUGACGGUGCCAUCGACAAGGCCCGCGCCCGCAACCGCAAGAAGUGGUGGUGCGUCCUCAUCGCGCUCAUCAUUAUCAUCAUCAUCGUCGUUAUUGCUGUCGUGGUCACACAAGUCAAUAAGUCUACCAACACCAAAUAA
Bipolaris zeicola 26-R-13 is the source of this 927-nucleotide messenger RNA. RefSeq lists its product as uncharacterized. Gene Ontology annotation, biological process: vesicle fusion; intracellular protein transport; exocytosis. Lineage: Eukaryota; Fungi; Ascomycota; Dothideomycetes; Pleosporales; Pleosporaceae. The transcript has 3 exons. Gene Ontology annotation, cellular component: SNARE complex; endomembrane system; plasma membrane. The coding region runs from base 1 to 927 and encodes 308 amino acids. Gene Ontology annotation, molecular function: SNAP receptor activity; SNARE binding. The record is from RefSeq and is a predicted model, not a curated record.